Molecule: messenger RNA, 1459 nt
Organism: Corticium candelabrum
Lineage: Eukaryota; Metazoa; Porifera; Homoscleromorpha; Homosclerophorida; Plakinidae
Product: serine/threonine-protein phosphatase 4 regulatory subunit 3-like
Exons: 4
Coding region: 111-1208 (365 amino acids)
Biological process (GO): protein dephosphorylation; DNA damage response
Cellular component (GO): nucleoplasm; protein phosphatase 4 complex
Molecular function (GO): protein phosphatase activator activity
Source: RefSeq, a predicted model, not a curated record
GAUGUUGGAGAAAGUCAUUUUCAGAGGAAUCUCCAUUCUCUUCUCAGACAGCCAACUCUUUGUCACGAGUUCAUGCUGGUCUAUGAUUUGCGUUUAGUGUAGUGUUGGCGAUGUCCACUAAUCGGCGCCGAGUGAAGGUCUACACUCUAAAUGAUGAUCGACAGUGGGAUGACAGAGGUACCGGACACGUUGUGUACGCAUUCGUUGAAAGUUUGGGAGGUUUGGCGUUGGAAGUGAGAAACGAAGAAGAUGGUUCAGUGUUGCUGCAGUUGAAGAUACAGCAGGACGUUCUGUAUCACCGCCAACAGGAAACUUUGAUUGUGUGGACAGAGAACGACUACUGGGAUAUAGCUCUUAGUUUCCAAGAGAAGGCAGGAUGCGAUGACAUUUGGGAUAAAAUUUGUCAGGUUCAGGGUCGAGAUCCACAGUGGGAAACAACCCCAGAAGAUGCUACUGAUGAGCGGUUUGAAGAACUGAGUGAUGCAGAAAUUGCACCUGAGCCUAUUGACUUGCCACCGUGUGAACUGAGCAAAUUAGAGGAAAUUGGUGAAGUCUUCUCGAGUUGCUUGCAAUCUGUUGUUAGUCGUGACAAGCUAGCUCUUGCUCUUGAACAAGAGGAUUACAUACAUAAACUCAUUGAGCUGUUCCAUGUGUGUGAGGACUUGGAAAAUGACGGUGGACUACAUCAGUUGUAUGAAAUAUUUAAAGUUGUUUUCCUUCUCAAUCGGGCUUCUCUAUGUGAAGUCAUGUUUCAUGACGAUGUGAUAUUUGAUGUCGUUGGUGUCUUGGAGUAUGAUCCAAACAAGAGUGAACCCAUACGGCAUAGAGACUAUUUGGCAUCACAGGCAUGCUUUAAGGAAGUUGUACCCAUUAAGAAUGCCGAUCUCUUGGCAAGAAUCCACCAAACUUACAGGAUUCAAUAUGUUCAUGAUGUGAUCCUGCCUACACAUUCAGUAUUUGAGGAAAACCUGCUGUCAUCACUUAGUUCUAUGGUAUUUUUCAACAAAGUAGAGAUUGUGGCUCAACUUCAGGAAGAUGAUGCAUUUUUGGAUGAUCUGUUUACGUUGUUGAAAAAGGAUUCAGCAACCGUGGAAGAGAGGAGAGAUUUAGUAAGUAUUCAUGUUAGUCAUAAUUUACUUAGGAGGCCUAUCAUGCAUUUCGUCAUCAGUGUUGCAUCUACUUCAGUUGUAAUCAAUAGGUCAUAUUGAUAAUAUAUUGCAUUCUAAAUGUAAUCAGGGAUGGCAGCACUGCUUAGAAAUCAUGGACCAUAGUUAGAAGUUAUGGUUCCAGGUUGAAUGUGAUAAUAUGUCUGGACAAAAUUAAUAUUUUAGUGUCAAUGAACAUGUUUCAUGUCACAUGUUUACCUGUACUUGAAGAGAAUCAUCUAGAAAUGUUUCUAAAGUGUCAUACAGUAUUACUUUCCAGCUUUAUGAUAUUACAAUGCAACUUGUAAACUUGU